Molecule: messenger RNA, 2565 nt
Organism: Oncorhynchus keta (chum salmon)
Lineage: Eukaryota; Metazoa; Chordata; Actinopteri; Salmoniformes; Salmonidae
Exons: 6
Coding region: 418-1536 (372 amino acids)
Source: RefSeq, a predicted model, not a curated record
UGAGGAGACAUUUUCGACCAUCAUUUGAAGACGUGGAGCUAUUGAAUACACAUCGCCCUGUGAUCAAUUUGAUAGAUUAUUAACGUUUACUAAUACCUAAAGUAGGAUUACAAAAGUAGUUUGAAGUGUUUUGUCAAAGUUUAUAGGCAACUUUUUUAAUUUAAAAAAAUGACGUUGCGUUUUGAAACUGUGUUUUUUCCUGGAUGACACAAUCUUCAUAAAUGGACAUUUUGGGUAUACAUGGACCGAUUGAAUCGAAAAAAAGGACCCAAUAGUGAUGUUUAUGGGACAUAUAGGAGUGCCAACGAAGAAGCUCGUCAAAGUGUGUGUUUGUGGGUCGAGCUAGCUACCAGUCAGUCACAGAGAGAUAGUGAGGACGUACAGCCAGAGGAAACAGGCACAUAACUCCUAACAGAGAUGUCUGGUGGUCCCCUCUCCUCCUUCUCCAAACAGGGAAUACUCCUACUCUCUAUCCUCCACUAUGGGACCUGGGCUGAUGUCCCUCCAAUAGACCAGUAUGGCUUGAAGGGAGGUUCGGUAUGUGUGGCUGUUGCAGAACCCCCUGAUCAACUCAAAGGAAUUACAUGGAAGUUCCAAAAGGAUGUAAUAUUGGAUGAUAAAGACAUAUCUCCUAAAUACAAGGAGAAGGUAGAUUAUAACCCAGUGAACCACACUCUGUGCAUUAAGAAUCUGACGGACACAGACAGUGGAAUUUACAUUGCAAAUGCAAAGAAAAUAGAUUGGACAGAUUCAACGUCUUCAUACAGACUUAAGGUGUUGGAAGCUGUUCCCAUUCCAGCCAUGCAGGUGACAUACUACAACUCAAGUACAGGACUUUGUAACAUCACAGUGAAUUGUUCAGGCUGGAUGUUUUCUGUCUGUGAUGGAGGUCAGUGCCCACUGUACCAGGAUUCUCUGUCAGUCUCUGAGGUCAACAUCACUGUUUCCAGUGGUAAUGGAUUCAUCCAGUGUAUCGUCAACAAUCAUGUCAGUGCAGAGGCCAAAUCACAACGAAUGAAGGACACAUGUAUUACUGAGAAGAAGGGGAUCGCUGCAGCAUCACUAGUUGGCAUCAUUGUGGGCAUUGUUACUGGUGGAUUAUUCUUAGUUGGUGUAGGAUGCAUCAUAUCAACCAGAAGAUGGCGAUCCCCCAAAGAAAAACUGCCACUGAAGGCCGUUGUUCCAGAAGUUGACAACCCAGUGAGCGCUAUACCAGGAAGACCAGAAUCACAGAACACCCCUGGAUCUGAGGUGACAUCUAUCUACAUUACUGCAGGGAGACCAGGAGCAGUACCAGCAUCAACAGAAGGAGAAGAGGGGCAUCCAGGGGACAAGGAGUACACUUCACCAGAAGAGAGGAUAGAACCACAGUCCCGCCCACAGGCAGAGACAUUCUACAGCACCCUACAGCUACCAGCUGCAGCACAGCGCCACCCAGUGGGCAAAGGAAAUAAUCUAAAGAAACCAGACACGGUGUACUGCACAAUAGGAUAUUACCCCUCCAUCCUUCUCAGAGACCCACGGAUGUUGCUUUGAUUAAGAUUGACCCAUAGACUCCGGUACCGAAUGCAAACACAGGGGAAAUUAUGAAGGAGAGAAUCAUGAUAAUGGGUUUUUAACAUUUCUGUCUAAUUUCAUCCAUAUUUAAAGUGGCAAUCUGCAAUUCCUACGUACUUUUAAUUGAAUUGUAUAUAACUAUUAAUCCAUGCAGAAUACAACAUAUGCUUGUUUAAUUCCAUGGUUUGUUAAAACUGUAUUUGUAAAACAAUUGGUGGAAGGGUACCCGCGUUGUUAUUAUUUAGACUGCAGAUUUCCCCUUCAGCGAUAGACAGUAUGUAAAACAGUCUUGUUUUCUGUAAACGAAAAUGGAAACAUGCAGAUGAAUACAGUAGCGCUAUACAUGCUUUAAAAAGUGUUUAUACACAAAGCAGUGGUUUGAAAAUGGGAAGCCCAUCCAUUCAAUCAAUCAAUCAAAUCGACCAAUCAAUAAAUAUAUACAUAAACCAAUCAUUCAAUGAAUAAAUAAACCAAGCAACAACCUACCGACUAUGUAAUAAUGUUGUUGUUUUUCAUACAUACUGUAUGUCUAAUUAUUUUAUACGAUGUGAAAUCAUAUUUACAAAUAUAACUAUAAAAGGUAUCUGUCACAUCCAGCUGGUUAUGUGGAGGAACUACAGAUAUGUCAGUCAAUUCUGACUAAAAGCAUUUGUCCUGUGGAUAAAAGCUCACAUAUCGGAGUGGCUGCAGUUCUGGAUUUUCUGUAAACCCGAUAAUCGUUUUUUUAAAUGUAUUUAGAUGCUGCCUACUUCGCUGGCUACAGAGCUGCUGCUCAGCUCUCCACUGCCAUAAGCCUAUAUCAUCACAUACAACGCAGAUUGUUUUUGCUCCAAUGCAAUGUGCGUCCUGCUUGUGUAAUACCCAUGAAGACUCGAGUCUGUAAUCGCUGCCAAAGGUGUUUCAACAAAGAACUGAGUAAAGGGUCUGAAUACUUAAGUAAAUUUAAUAUUUUUCAAAAAAAUCUAAAAACCUGUUUUUUAUUUGCCAUUAUGGGGUAUUGUGUGUAGA